ACCCGGAAGAGAAGCGACGAGGGAAAUUUAAAAGAGAAGUGGUUUAUUUUCUCACGAAAACUUCACAGAACUGAACAUUUAGACCAUCGGGAGGGACAGAGAGGUGCUGAAGUGUGUGUGGAGGAACGGAGCAUCGUCUCGGGUGUUCAGGAUGAGGAGUGUGUCCACCCUGCACUCCCCUCCCCCGUCUCCCCACCCCGCCCCCCUCCCUCUCACCUCCACCUCCUGUCUGACCUCCUGUCCGGAGCUCGACCUGUCCGUCACCCUGAGCCCCGCCCCCAAAGCCGCCCAGACACACGCUAAGUCCCGCCCACUGAGGCCUGCUCAGCCAGGUAACCAGUGUCAGGUGAAGCCCCGCCCCCGAGGACAGACUGGAUGGAAGAGGGAGACACAGGUGUGUGUGGAGGAACCUGUGAUCGUCACAGUCAUUCCAGAGCCACACAUCUGUGCUCCACCUCAGCAGCAGGUGAGCAGUGGGAGCAGGAGGAGGAGGAGGAAGGAGCUCAGUGGAGCCCUCAAACCAUCAGCUGUGCCUCCUGCUGCAGCGUCCAAUCAGCAGCCAGGAUGUCUGGAGAGGGCGGAGCUAAACACCACUCUGGCUCUGAAGGCGGAGCUUCAGUCAAUACAGGCGGCAGAGUUUGACUCCCAGAAGGCUGUGCAGGAGACCCUGCAGAGGUCGGAGAGGACCAAGAACCUGAUCAACGCCAGAGCCACUGAAGUGGUGAACGUCUCUCGCUCUCAGCAGCUCUUCACCUCACUGGUCAGUGUUGACGUCCAGGAGGAUCAGCUGAUCAGCCAGGUGCUGCAGGACAGGCUCCUGCUGGCCCCGCCCCCUCGCUGCCAUGACAACAGGCCAUCAGAAGGCCCCUCCCUCCUCGCGUUCAUCACCCCGGACCUGCUGAGGCAGAAGCCCCUCCCACCCGAGGAGGAGCCGGUCCCCUGCAGGCCCCGCCCAUUGCCACGCCCCGCCCACUCCACCUUCGACCUGUACAGAAGACAGAGAUGCUGGGAGGCCACGCCCUAACUAACACACACACACACACACACACACACACACAGGUACUUUUCGAAUAAUUCAUGUAGAAUUCUG
Molecule: messenger RNA, 1090 nt
Organism: Salarias fasciatus (jewelled blenny)
Lineage: Eukaryota; Metazoa; Chordata; Actinopteri; Blenniiformes; Blenniidae
Gene: ppp1r35
Product: protein phosphatase 1, regulatory subunit 35
Exons: 6
Coding region: 152-1024 (290 amino acids)
Biological process (GO): positive regulation of cilium assembly; negative regulation of phosphatase activity; positive regulation of centriole elongation
Cellular component (GO): centriole
Molecular function (GO): phosphatase binding
Source: RefSeq, a predicted model, not a curated record